Lachancea dasiensis is the source of this 1662-nucleotide messenger RNA. The record is from the annotation of a GenBank genome assembly. Lineage: Eukaryota; Fungi; Ascomycota; Saccharomycetes; Saccharomycetales; Saccharomycetaceae.
AUGAUUUCCGAUAGCGACAUCAUUGCUACCUUCUCUCCAGAUUCACAGACGUUUGCCUUCAGAUCGAAUGGGCUACAAAGAAAAUAUGUGGACUUGUAUCCAUUGAGCGAGGCAAGCGAUUACAAGGUGACAAGUUCACUUGUCAAUCACAUCGACUAUGAGAGUGGAGACUUGAAGCUAGAGGACUUGAAGUUUACGACAUGGUGCUUGAGCAGCGUCGAAAAAAACGAAUUAUUUUCGGGGAAAACGAAACGUAGAUAUUCCGAGAGUGAAGUGGAUGGCAAGCUAACCGAGGCCUACUUCGUCAAUGCUUUUAGCGGUGGAAAAAUAGUUGUGUUUUCUACCUCAGGGAGUGAAAUCGCCAAUAUCAUUCAGAAUAAGCGCGAGAUUCUUGGCAUGGAAGCUUCAGGCGCCUCAAUAUGGAUCGUGGAUGAUGAAAAAGUUGUGAAACAGUUCGAUUACAAGUCUUCAAAACCUUCAAAGACCUUUCACCUCGUGGACGGCAAGUCUGACGAGAUUACCAAUUUUCAAGUACUGGAGUGGCAAGACAAAGUACUACUCGCUGUGUUCACGCCGACGAACCUUUAUAUUGUGGAUCCUUCUAAGAGGCGACCUUCCACGGUUGUUAAUAUGGAUCUUCCUAAUGGCAGGUGUUGCGUUCUGGGAUCUGACAGUCAGUUAGUGGUCGCCGGGAUGGAAGGUAUUCACAUUGUUGAAUUGCAAAGUGGCAAAUCCGUGUCUAAGUGGCCUUUUCAGGCAACAAAACUAAAGUAUCUGAACGGAAGAGUGUAUGCGCUAUCUGUUGAAGGUUUUGUGUCUGUAUUCCAAGUAGGAGAGCAAAAAGAAAUUUGCUCGAUCCAAUGUCAGCACUCUGAAAUUCUCCAAUUCACUUUUGUGAAGUCUAGCAUAAUCAUCGCAUGGCUCAAUGUAAACGAGCCCAAAUUCGAACAUAUAACGACCGAACAAAUUGGUCACAACAAAGAAAUCAUCUUUCGCCAAGAGGAGGAGGUUGUUUCAGCGUCAACUAUAGACACCGGCGUCGAACCCACCGCGCUCUUGAAGAAAGACUUGCUCAAAGUAGGUCAGUCAGGGGAUGUUCACGAAGAUAUCGUGAGUGUGUUUCUUCAACAACUGGACGGAAAGGACAACGAAUCCACUUUGCUCCAAACACUAAGCUCAGACUUGUGGACUGAUCGGCAAAUUAAAGAAAUGGUCAAUGGUAGACUUAGCGACGACCAUAUCAAUAAAAUCUUCGCCGUUAUAUCAAACGAAAUUGCGCGCAAUGCCUGGGCAACUCUCCCUUCCUGUGCCCUUUGGUUCAAGUGGCUGCUUACGCUUCGUCAUGGAACCGUAAUUAACGCUAGCGACAGUCGUUCAAGCAAGAAGGCGAAACAGAUUCGGGCAUCUUUGAGAGCGAGCAGCGACGUUUAUUCUUUGUUAUUGUCGAUGAAAGGCAAACUCGAAAUGUUAAGCGAGCAAGCUAAACUUCGGGAGGAGUUUGCCAGUAUGUCACUCGAUUCUAAGGCCUUGGACGGCGGUAUCAACGGUAUAGAGGGUGACCAACAGGCCGUGGAACCGAUCUACGUCAACGGGGAAGGUGACGAAUAUGUCGAUGCUCUAGACUAUGCUGGCUCGGCAACUAAGGUCAGCAGUGACAAGUAA